GAGUGAAAUGGCAUUGAUUUGAGUGUCCACUCAAUUGUCCACCAAUUGGUCUCCAUUCACACCAUUCACAUGAUAUAAUGAGAUAAUGCCAUCCAAGAGAAGCCGAACCAAUUCACACGAUUUGUUGGCCAAUGGUUUGGACACUGAAUCGGAGCGCAAACGGAAGCCAAAGAAGUGUGGAUCAAGUGGUGAUCGCAACCAUCACACCAAUCAUAAGACAUCGCAAGUGGUGUCAAACCAGUCGACAAAUAGUGAGACAAUUGAUCCGCAAUUGAAUUAUACGCCAAAACUGUUUGUUCGCUGCCAUUGCAGAAGAAAUGAUCCGUUCGACAACUCGACGAACAUCUGGAGCGCAGCCUUUAUGCCGAAGACUAGUGAUGAUAACAAUGGCAAUAGAUUUGUGGCCACUUGUGGUGCAAAUAUGGUCUGUAUUAUCGACUGCGAGAAACAAAGCGAUGUCUCGCCAGUGAUGGCCAGAUAUAUAGACACCAAUGAGGACGAAGAGUUUGUAUCUCUUGCGUGGACUGUAAUGCCUGUCCAGUCAGUGCACACCAACACUACAGACAAGUCGUUGAUCCUCGCAGUCGGAGGAAAGGCUACUAUUCUUUUGAUGUCGAGUCUAAAUGAGUUUCAUUGCUAUGAGAGGAUUGGCGGACAUUCUGAUCAAAUCAAUGCUUUGCUCUUCACUUCAUGUGAUCUGCUCUUCAGUGCCUCUUAUGAUAAGACUAUUAAGUUGUGGAGGAUUUCAAGACCAGAUGACAACUCUAGCACUCAGUUGUUGACCACAAUUGAUAUGAAAGACAAUCUCUUGAGUCUAAGUUAUUCUCAUAAAUACGAGACAUUGUUUGCUUCGGGAUAUAAAGGACUGUAUUUGUGGUCAAAACCUUCAGAUUUAUCGGAUUUGUGUGAUUCAAAAGAGCAAACAUUUUCGGCUCAAAUGAAAACCAAAUACUUAAUGGACGGACUCGUUGUGCUGCCCGACGACCAGGACUUGAUUGCUGUUCGCAUAUAUUUGUCGAAAAUGAUUACAAUUCUUGAUCUCAAGAAAAUGAUGGCAGAGAUGACCAAAAGAGACAAUAGGAGUGAACCAAAAGCUAUAAGUUUACUGAAAGUGACGAAAACGAAACUCAAGUCAUUUGACGGCGAGUAUCCAUUCAUAUACUUAUCGGCGCACAAGAAUCUAUUGGUCAGCGGAGGACCUAAUGGUCAGAUACGGCUCUAUAAGACCACUGGAUUGAGGGCCAGGAGUCAUGAAAUGACAGAAGCGGACAAAAUGCUCGAAUGGCCGCCAAUUGAGAACAUUGUCAAAGACAACCAAACCGUUAUCGACGACAAGAAGCCCGUCAUUGUCAACACAGUG
Molecule: messenger RNA, 1360 nt
Organism: Oppiella nova
Lineage: Eukaryota; Metazoa; Arthropoda; Arachnida; Sarcoptiformes; Oppiidae
Source: the annotation of a GenBank genome assembly